This is a messenger RNA of Sceloporus undulatus (fence lizard), 4748 nucleotides long. It is a transcript of the gene DPYS, whose product is annotated as dihydropyrimidinase. Gene Ontology annotation, molecular function: dihydropyrimidinase activity. The transcript has 10 exons. Lineage: Eukaryota; Metazoa; Chordata; Lepidosauria; Squamata; Phrynosomatidae. Gene Ontology annotation, cellular component: cytoplasm; cytosol. The coding region runs from base 206 to 1702 and encodes 498 amino acids. Gene Ontology annotation, biological process: pyrimidine nucleobase catabolic process. The record is from RefSeq and is a predicted model, not a curated record.
GGGCAGGAGGGAAGGGACAGGGUCAAUCUUCCCCAGGUGCCUCCUCCUCCUCCUCCAUCCCUUGGGAGUGGCCAGUGUUUGGGGGCAGAUCCAGGGGGAAGGGGUCCUUCAAAGGCUGGGACCCAGGAGCCCUGCUGCUGGGAAAGGCAUCCAGGACAGAGCUGCUCUGAAGUUUCAAGGGGGGAUCGAGGGCUUCCAGUCCACCAUGCAGAAGAUCCUGAUCCGAGGCGGGAGGGUGGUGAACGCCGAGUCCUCGCAGGUGGCCGAUGUCUACCUGGAGGACGGAGUGGUGCAGGCAGUGGGGCCCCAUCUCCAGCCUCCCUCUCUCGGGGGCCUCCAGGUGAUCGAUGCCAGCGGCCUCCUGGUCCUCCCUGGAGGGAUCGACCCCCACACCCACCUCCAGUUCCCCUUCAUGGGCACCCAGUCCAAGGACGACUUCUUCCAAGGGACCAAGGCUGCCAUAGCAGGAGGCACCACAAUGAUCAUUGACUUUGCAAUACCACAGAAAGGUGCUUCCCUCAUUGAAGCCUAUGAGAAAUGGAGAAGCUGGGCAGAUCCCAAAGUUUGCUGUGAUUACUCACUGCAUGUGGCAGUCACCUGGUGGAGUAACAAGGUCAAAGAAGAGAUGAAAACUCUUGCCCAGGAAAAAGGAGUAAAUUCCUUUAAAAUGUUUAUGGCCUAUAAAGAUCUCUACAUGGUGGGAGACCUAGAAUUGUAUGCAGCCUUUUCUCAAUGCAAGCAAAUUGGUGCAAUUGCUCAAGUCCAUGCAGAGAAUGGAGAUUUGAUUGCAGAGGGUGCAAAGAAGAUGUUAACUCUAGGAAUAACUGGCCCCGAGGGGCAUGAACUGAGUCGCCCAGAAGAAGUGGAAGCAGAAGCCACUCAGAGAGCAAUCACCAUUGCCAGCUCAGUGAACUGUCCUCUCUAUGUAGUUCAUGUGAUGAGCAAAUCUGCGGCCAAGGUGAUAGCAGAUGCUCGGAGGGAAGGAAAAGUUGUAUAUGGGGAACCUAUAGCAGCCAGUCUUGGGACAGAUGGCUCUCACUACUGGCAUAAGGAAUGGCCUCAUGCUGCAGCAUAUGUCAUGGGCCCACCACUGAGGCCAGAUCCAAGUACUCCAGACUUCCUCAUGAACCUUCUAGCAAAUGAUGACUUAACUGUGACAGCGACAGAUAAUUGCACCUUUGACAUCUGCCAGAAGGCUUUGGGGAAGGAUGAUUUCACAAAGAUUCCAAAUGGUGUAAAUGGUGUGGAGGACAGGAUGUCCAUUAUAUGGGAGAAAGGAGUGCAUAGUGGCAAAAUGGAUGAAAAUAGAUUUGUGGCAGUUACGAGCACAAAUGCAGCUAAAAUCUUCAACCUGUACCCAAGGAAAGGGACAAUAGCUGUUGGCUCAGAUGCUGACAUUGUCAUUUGGGACCCAAAAGCUACAAGGACAAUCUCAGCAAAGACCCAUCACCAUGCCAUUGACUUUAACAUCUUUGAAGGAAUGGUCUGUCAUGGAGUACCAGUUGUGACCAUUUCACGAGGCAGAGUGGUUUAUCAAAGUGGAGUGUUCCAUGUCACAGCAGGAGAUGGAAGAUACAUUCCUUGCAAACCAUUCCCAGAAUAUGUCUACAAACGUAUCAAGCAGCGUGAUCAGGUCUGCCAACCUGUUCCUGUGAAACGAACUCCUUAUAUGGGCAGAGUGAUUCCAUCCACUACAAAAUAAAAUAGAUCUCAUAACCCAAUGGAUCUUCUGCAGGUCAAAAACAGGAAAAUGAUUCCUCUGCCAUGUUUUUGCAAUCUGUUUUGGGAUCAUUUUACCUUUCAAUUUUAAUUCUUGAAGAUUUCUGAGUGAUUUAUCAGUUUGGCACGACAAUUCUGAUUACCUAAAAGUGUCAAUGGCACUUCCUGUCCUGCUAUUUCAUCAAUUGCUGUCUCUUAGAAUUGAAGAAGGCAUUUCUCUUUUACUCUGGAUCAUCCACUAUAAUGUUGCAUGAUUAUCUUCUAAAAGCCACUGUGAUUUUAUAUGACGAUAAGAAGAUACCACAUUCUGGACCUAUACCAUGAACAAGCUGACAAAACUGAAAUGAAUUAAUGGAGUCACCUUCCACAUGGAAAUUGUCAAAAACAUGUCUAUAAUAAUAUAAUGAAACUGCAGCAUAAUGGGUCGUGAAUAUGCAUGUACUUUGACUAGUAGGGAAAUCAUUGUUGCUGUUUUCUUAAUCAGAGAUGAGAAUUAUCUAGCCCUCCAAAUGUCCUUGACCUGCAACACCCAAAGAUUCUCUGCAAUAUAGUUAGUGAUUAGGAAUGCUGGAAGUUACAGUUCAGCAACAUCUAAUGGGUUGCAUGAUUUCCUCCUCUGUCCCACUGCCUUCCCUGCUGUGCAUGGUAAUUUGGAUCUCCUUUUGUUUCUGGUAUAUACAAUUAGGAUCAAGGGUAAACUUCAUCCAAUGUGGAUCUGAUUUAUGUAGUGCUAGAGAAGAGUUCUGUGGAUACAAUGGACGGCCAGAAAGACAAAGGCUGGAAUUCUGUACCAGAUAUUUGGUAUAUUUAACUUAGUAACCUCUCUUGGCCCAUCUACCCACCAGACUGACAGAAACAUCAUUCCCUUAUGCUCAAAUUGCCAAGUGGAAUGAAUCUUCUUCUUCCCAUGCAGCUGAUGCCCAGUCAAGUUAGGUGGGGAAAGACAUAUGACUGGAAAUAGUGUCACAAUCAUGUACUAUACUGUUAUAGUGGUAUAUUCCACUUUUACUGGCAUGGCUGCCUCCUCUGGCAUUCUGAGAUCUGUAGUUUAGUGAGGCCAUAGAACUUUCUGGCUGAGAAUUCUAAAUGUUCUUACCUAAAUUGCAAAUCCCAAGAUUUCACAGGAAGCAGCCGUAGCGGUAAAAGUGGAAUAAUAGUGCUAUAAUAGUUUAUUGCGGUACUGUUGUAGGUAAUGAUUGUGAAUGUGAAAUUGUUAUAGAUGAGUAAAUCUAGGUGACUGUUCCAUAUUCACAAUAACUACUUAGUCUUGAUUGUGACACUUUUGUCACAAUCAUAACUCCUCCUGCCCCUGAUCUACUUUACUGAGCAUGAGCUGCAUGGGAAGACGGAGCUCCAUUCUGCUGCUGAUUAGAGCAUGGGUGAAUGAUGUUUCUGGUGCAGAAUUCCAGCCAAAUAAAUGGCACCAAUAGUGAAUAAAACCUGAACUCUUCCUAGAAUCCAAAAUGACUAAACUGAAGCAUCAUCCUUUGGACAUAUCAGGAGAUGAUGUGACUCAUUAGAAAGGACAAUAAUGCUUGGUGAAAUGGAAGGCAAUAAGAAAAGAGGAAGACUACAUCGAGGGAGCCAUGAUUCUGAGUCUGCAAGACCUGAGCAGGGUUUUUGAUAGUAGUGUGGCUUGGAGCUCUGUCAGGCAUAGGGUUGCCAUAAGUCAAAGUCAAUUUGACUGCAACUAACAACAACAACAAUAAAACCCAGCACACAUGUGCUGACUGUCUCUUUAGGAUAAAUAGAACCAAUCUGGAUGAGCCUUUACUUCACUUGAGUGAAAGUAGCUCCUUAUCUUGUAGUAACUCACCUUUCUCAAGAAGAACUAUUUCUGGGUGACAUGCACAAGAUAGCUGACAUUGAACCUAUGACCUCAUGUAAGACAUGCAUAUGCCAUACCUCUAAGUGAUGGUUCUGUUGCCCCACUUCUCCUAUCCCUACAUCUGGAAAAGAAAACACUCUGUUCCCCCUACUAAUCUGAACUCCCCCAACUCAUUUUUGUUCCUUGGGAGCCUACUGGAACAGAUGCAUCCGUCAGUGUAAAUGAAGAGCUUGGCCAUGGCCCAAAGUAUGUCACAUUCAAGUACUGAGUAAUUUGGGGUAAUCUGGGGAAAUGAUUUGUUCAAUCUUGAAAUGUUAUAGAACAAAACAAAAAUAAGAAGUACAACUUUGUUGCUGCUCCAUUAUUGUCCUUGUUAACUGCCUCAAGCUGACUUCGACCCAUGGCAACCCUGGGAAGUGGAUGAGAUUUCUCCAUGACUUUCUGUCUUCCACAUGUACUAGUUACAUUUUGGGAGUGUCACUAGCCUGGAUCCUGCCAUUUUUAAUUCCCAUCCAAAAACAACUUAAACGCCCUUUCAUUAAUUUUCAGAACAGAAGCUGAUUUGAUUUGUAGAUUUUUCCAGAUCAAACUCAACAUUGUAUUUUAAAAAAAAGCGGGGGGGGGGGGGGGAAAGAAGAAAUAGUGGUUCUGCCUUGUGGGAUGUAGUGGAAUUGGUGAGUCAAUGGGACAAGUGGAGGUUUUGCAUGAGCAUCAUCACUGGUGCACACAAGAAGGAUGGGGGAGGAUGAGGUUACAGCACUACUAGAAGCAACGAUAGAAAAGAAAUAACCCUAAUUGGCUUUGAAAAACUAAAACUCUUCAUUUCAAAUUUGCAUCAUUCACACUGAGGAGAAAGCUAAAGUUCUUUCAUCUGUGAAAAAUAAAACAUGAAGUGGAAGGUGGCUGGAGGGACUGAGGACACUUGGGUGAGAAUAGCUAUGAAACAGGAAAGAAAAUAUCCACCCACACAAAAGAACAGUAGCAGAAAUAAGAACAAAGCAGCAGGAAGGAAGGAAGAGGAGAAAUCAGUGUCUCCACAGAAGGCAAAAAAGGUGGACUAAAUCAGUAUUGAAUGAAAUCUGUCAAUUAUAGAGAGAUUAUUAUUUCAGUGGCACAAGUUUGAGCACCUUAAGUAUAGCAGUGCUGAAUGAUGUAUGAUUCAGAGAUGAAUAGCAAACCAAUGUAAUAAAAAUUAAAUGCA